This is a messenger RNA of Naegleria gruberi, 2004 nucleotides long. RefSeq lists its product as uncharacterized. The transcript has a single exon. Gene Ontology annotation, molecular function: ubiquitin protein ligase activity; zinc ion binding; translation repressor activity. Gene Ontology annotation, biological process: proteasome-mediated ubiquitin-dependent protein catabolic process; protein polyubiquitination; negative regulation of translation. The record is from RefSeq and is a predicted model, not a curated record. The coding region runs from base 1 to 2004 and encodes 667 amino acids. NCBI's taxonomy places the organism in Eukaryota, Heterolobosea, Eutetramitea, Acrasida, Naegleriidae.
AUGAUUCAUUCUCGUUCCUCAAGUGGUGCUAGUAGCAACACGACCUCAUCUUCUCUUGUUGGCAGUACCGAAUCCUCACCUAAAACUCCUAAAUCAUCACCGUCAUCUUUAGUUUCGAAUGGAGUUUAUUAUAAAAUUCAACCUUGUUCGAAAUGUUGGAAGAAAGCAGAAGAAUAUCAAGAAUCAACUUGUUUUUGCAAGGAAUGUGAUUUGUAUCUAUGUAAAUUCCAUACAAAAACACAUUUAAAGAAGUGCUCACAUCAUCACAUCUUUCCUCAUGAUUCGGUUCAGAAUAGUUUAGUUUCUCCCUUGAGUUUAAAUACAAUUUCGCCCUCUCAGCAUCAACCCUCACCACUUUCUGCCCGAAAGAAACCUCCCAAAUGUAUUCUCCACUCAGUAGCUAUCAAUACUGUCUGCAAAACUUGCCAAUCAUUAAUUUGUGCUGCUUGUUCUGUUGAUUCGCAUAAGGGACAUGAUAUUUUCCUAAUUGAGAAUAUAGAAGCUGAAGAAAAAUUGAAAAUGACACAAGAAUUGAGUGAAUUGGAAAAUAGUGUGAAUGAAUGGGAGAGUAUGCAUGGUUUGGAACCAAACAAGACGAAUGAUCAAUGUCAAUUCUAUUUAAACAAGAUUUCUAAAAUGAAAUUGAGGAUGAAACAGCAAUCGAAUGAAUUUUAUGAGAAUGUACAAAGAGUAGUGAGGGAGAAACAAGAGAAAUUGAACGAAAGCAUUGAGAAGAAAUGUUUGGAAUACGAAAUGAUAGUCAGAGAAAUUGCAACAUUGAAGAAGGAUGUGAAAUUGUUGUAUUUGGAGUUUGCUAGUUUAUCAGACAUGUCAGGAUAUGAAUUAUUGGAAAGGAAACACCGAAAAUAUUACAAAACGCUUCAAGAAUUUGAGAAAAUCAAGUUGUUGUUUCAGUUUACUGACAUUUCAGAUUUAUAUGAGAAUCAACUCAUGGAUUUGAGUGAAAUUGUCGAGGAAAUUCGAACAGAGUUGGAGCAUUUCUCUUCUGUUUCGAAUAUCAUGAAGAGAAGAGUCAUUCCUCGAACAAUCGCUUAUUCUCACUCUCUGGAACAACAAGAAAAUGAAAAGAACAAUCUCUCCAAUCCAUACGAUGUCAAAAUCUCUCACCUCUUAAAUGUUCUCUUAGUGAGCGACUAUUUCAAUAGUAGAAUAAUGGUUUACGAUUUGAAAACAAAGAAAUUUAAAGGAUCCAUCAAGACCUUCUUCAGACCUCAUUGUUUGUAUAUUAUUGAGGAAGAUAUAAGAGGUGAUGCAGUUUCCUCUCCAAAGAGUCCUUCCUCUGCAUCAUCUAGAACGAGCAUCUUCAUUGGAUCCAACGAUCGUUCAGUUUACAAGUUCAAUUUGGAACAAUUAUUGAAAAUUUCAAUCAUUGACAAACAAUCUCAAUUUUACGAAUGGAAACAAUCAAGUGGAAUAAUUUCCUAUCCAAGUGGAAUGACAUUUUGUAAAAAUUCCAAACUGCUAUUUGUAUGUGAUUACAAUAAUAAUUGCAUUCACUUGUUGAAUUCACAAACUGGUCAACCAAUUCACAGACUCGAUCAAUCAACUUGUGGUAUAAACUUUAGCUCUCCAUGGGGAAUAGACAUGACACUGAAUGGUGAUUUAAUAGUGAGUGAAACAGGUUCGAAUAAGAUUCAAAUCUUUAAACUUUCCAUCACACCAGAAUCUCCACUUGCAACUGGAGUCAAUUUCAAGAAUAAUUAUCAAGCCGAGUUGAAAUAUUCAUUUGGAAAGAGUGGUAGCUCAAUUGGGGAAUUCAAUUUUGUGAGAGGACUGUUGUAUGAUAAGGUUUCUAGACAAUUAUUGAUUUGUGAUUCGUCCAAUAAGAGAAUCGAAUUAUUUGACGAAAGUGGCGGAUAUUUACAUAGUUUCAAAAGUGAACAUUUACAAGGACCUUAUGGAAUGUGUAUGAAUGAAGUGAAUAAUGAGCUUUACGUUGCUGAUUAUUCCAAGAAAAAAGUUCAUAUCUUUAAUGUGACAUAA